CAGGUGAAGAGUAGAGCAAUUAAAUAAUACAGGUGGAGGAAAGAUAAAGUACUGGUCUUGCAUCCAGUGCUAGCUGUGAUCACCAGUUGACAGAAAGAAAUCAGUUUGUGGAACCAGCAGAGGUACGUGGACAUCAGUGGAAAGACGGAGAGAAAGUAAGAUGGCCGAGGAGCCAAAGAUUGAACUCUUUGUAAAGGCCAGUUAUGAUGCUGAGAGUGUGGGGAACUGCCCUUUCUGUCAGAGACUCUUCAUGAUUCUCUGGUUAAAAGGGGCCAACUUUACCCUGACCACUGUAGACAUGAAGAGGGCUCCGAAUGUACUGAAGGAUUUGGCUCCAGGCUCUCAGCCUCCCUUUCUCAUCUACAAUGAUGAAGUCAAAACGGACACUAAUAAGAUUGAGGAGUUCCUGGAGGAGGCCUUAGCCCCACCACAGCACCCAAAAUUGUGCUGUCGUUACAAAGAGUCCAACAGUGUUGGAGAAGACAUCUUCCGAAAAUUCUCAGGAUAUAUCAAGAAUCCCAAUCCUGGUUUAAAUGACAUGCUCGAGAAGAAAUUUCUUUCCACUCUGGUGAAGCUGAACAUGUAUCUAGAAACUCCUCUCCCUCACGAGCUGGCCAAAAACCCAGAUCUUACUGUGUCUUCACGCCUCUUCCUGGAUGGUGACAGCCUUACCUUGGCAGAUUGCAACUUGCUUCCCAAACUCAACAUUGUCAAGGUGAUGAUUAAGGAGUACCGUGACUUUGCCAUCCCUGCAGAGCUCAAAGGUCUGACACGUUACCUAGAGAAUGCCUACAAACGGGACGAGUUUCGCCACACCUGCCCAAAUGACUCAGAGAUUCUCCUCGCCUACCAUUCUGUCGCCCAGUACCUAAGCAAAUAGAGGAGUGAACCUAAACAGCAUUCAUGAAAUUAAAGAAAGUAAAAACAGAAAGAGAUAAAAUGCAGAUGACUCAGAUAUACCAUGUUGAAAAUUAAGUUCUAUAUCUGUUUAAAUUACAUCUGUGUGGACAAUAAAAAAAAUGGCAGUUUAAUCAUUUACUUUCUAUAAAAAGUAUAGUUGUUACCAUGACUUUGGCUCCCUCUAGUGUUUCUCGAGUGUUUUUGUAAAUGCCGUGUACGUGCGUGUUUUGUGUCUGAACGUAAUGUUAAGUGCACUUAAUUCAAAUCAGAUUUUAAACUACACAUUAUUUUAGCAUACACAUAAAAAGAUGAAUGGCUGUACAUAACUCCUCUUUACAUAUUUUUAUAUAGUGACUGCAUAUUAGCAGUGACCGUAUGAGAAUGGUUUAAUUUAAAUGCAUAAAUGGAGGGUGAAGGAAAGAGUAUAUCUAUUUAUAUGGACAUUAUGGACAUACA
Messenger RNA from Pundamilia nyererei, 1356 nucleotides. RefSeq names its product chloride intracellular channel 3 (gene clic3). Bases 161 to 880 code for a protein of 239 amino acids. The record is from RefSeq and is a predicted model, not a curated record. NCBI's taxonomy places the organism in Eukaryota, Metazoa, Chordata, Actinopteri, Cichliformes, Cichlidae. The transcript has 7 exons.